This is a messenger RNA of Aedes albopictus (Asian tiger mosquito), 4540 nucleotides long. RefSeq names its product nidogen-like. Gene Ontology annotation, molecular function: calcium ion binding. Gene Ontology annotation, biological process: cell-matrix adhesion. The coding region runs from base 511 to 4410 and encodes 1299 amino acids. The record is from RefSeq and is a predicted model, not a curated record. Lineage: Eukaryota; Metazoa; Arthropoda; Insecta; Diptera; Culicidae. The transcript has 10 exons.
GUCGCGGUGGCUGCCUAUUGCGUAUGUCAACCAUAUGGGGCUCAGCAGAAGAUCUACCAUCGUCAGCCGGCAUCUCUCCUCGAGCAAUCAUUAAAUAUUAUUCAUCGUCUUACGACGGGGCCCCCGAGAGGAUGAGAAUGGACCACGAAAGAGAUCUCUAUCCCGUAGCAUUCUGAUCGGUGCGCCAGUCGUGUUCGGGAUCUCGAGUAGAGCGGUCGCAAUUUCUGGAAGCCCAUUCUGGACUCGGUGAUAGUGGAGAUGACUGUUGGAGAAGACUGUUGUAGCAGCUAAGGAUAGGAUAGUGAAUGGAACCUAUUGGGUGAUAGUGAAAAGAAAAGUGCACGAUUGAUAACGAGAACCCAGCGAAGUACAACAAAGUGGGCAACGAACGACGGUGAUAACGAUCAAGUUACUUAAUCCGUGACCUAAGUGCAAGUCGGUCAGAAUAAAGGCUACUAAAUAUAGUGAUCGAUUAUCAAAUGUUGAAAAACAAACAGUGAAAUCAGAAAAAUGCAAUCUAUAUUGUUGGCUCUGGGAGCCAUAGCGAUAUGCUCUGGAAUAGCCGCAGGGAUUAAUCCAAGGGAUUUGUACAGCUACAUCAACGAACCGAGCGAUGUCCUACCACGAGGCGACGAGGAGUACGCAGAAGUUCAGCUGGACGUGCCAGCCCAUUUCUACAGUGAAAAAUACGAAUUCGUAUACAUCAACACCAACGGCAUCCUGACGUUUGGAUCUGAGUUUCAAAAUUAUCUCAAUUUGCCGUUUCCCAUCGAGUAUCCGGCGGUAGCUCCGUUCUACGCGAACGUGGAUACCACGCUGCCGAACGAUACCGCUGCCAUCGUGUAUUUCAAAUCGAAUGACGAGGAGCUGCUGCACCGAGUGAGCGAUCUGGUACGCGUGAACUUUGCCGAAUCGGAAGACUUCGAUGCUCGACAGGUGUUCGUUGCAACUUGGGAACACGUGGGUCACUAUGACAUGAAGAACGACGUUACGAACUCGUUCCAAGUGGCGCUGAUACUGGGUGAUGAGGAGACAUAUGUACAGUUCUUGUAUCCUGAAAAUGGCCUCAACUGGAUACAGGGUGACACAAAGGACUCGGGACUACCAGACGUGCGUGCCCAGGCUGGGUUCAUAUCCGAGGAUGGACGAUUUUUCCCUCUGCAGGGCUCCGGAACUGACAACAUCAAGCACCUUACGGUAUCGUCUAACGUGGGUGAACCGGGAGAGUGGUUGUUCAAGGUAGGUCCUUUCGAUCAAGAAGGCAAUGUACAGGAACCUAGUGUGCAUGAUGACGGUCCCCAUGAGCCACGCAGCUGUGCCGAUGGAGGUCAUUUCAAAUGUCACUCGGCAGCUACAUGCACGGAUACGAGCACCGGAUUCUGUUGUUCGUGCAAGCUUGGAUAUUACGGAAAUGGUUACAGCUGUGUGAAAAACGAUGUCCCAAUGCGUGUGAUCGGAUCGGUGAAAGGUACUCUGAACCAUUGGACGAUCGAUAGUCAAAUGCAAUCUUAUGUUGUGAUGGCUGAUGGAAGAACCUACACCGCGUUGAGUCCUUUAGAUGAUGAUCUUGGUACAACCCUACAGCUGACACAGGUUAUUGGUGCAAGUAUUGGAUGGUUGUUCGCCAAACCUAUCGGUAAUGUUCUCAAUGGGUAUCAGAUCACCGGAGGAAAGUUCAACCAAACAACCACAGUCAGCUUCCAAGGAUCGCAUGAUAACCUUCGAAUCGAUCUACGCUUUAAUGGACUGAAUCUGUGGGAUCAACUGGCUGUAGAUAUCACAAUUGAAGGUCAAGUCGCGCAAGUUCCAUUUGGAAACAAAGUCCACAUCGAUGAUUACUCGGAAGUGUAUCAACGAGUUGGCAGAGAUCGGCUUGAGGCAUACACUUCUCACAAAAUGCAUAUUCCACCGGAAGAUCGUGAAGUGGACUACACCAUGCAUCAGAUCAUUUCGUUUGAACCGUGUCCAUUUUUGGAACUGGAAGAAAAUACAGCGAACCGGAUGACUACGCUGAAAACCAGCAAAGUCAAUCUGGGUUACGAACCCCGAGAAAAGGCCAUUCGAAUGGGAAUGCUAAGCAAGAUCAGCUCCGGCGAAAAGGUGAAUCCCUGCGACGAUGCGAACUGUGGAGACAAUACUGUCUGUGUUCCGAAUGCUGACGAUACCUACGAUUGCAACUGUAAGAACGGGUUCACAUACGUUCCCUACAACAACAACGAUCGUGUGAACUGUGUCGACAUUGAUGAGUGUUCGGGUAUCAAUAUCUGCGAUGAGCAUGCGGAUUGCAUCAACGAACCUGGUGGUUACAAAUGCAUCUGCUUCGAAGGAUACGAGGGUAACGGAUAUCAGUGCGAUUUGGUGGAUGCCAGUGCCAGUUCAGUAGUGGUCCCUACUCCUGCCAACACGUUCUACGAAGUUCACUCAUAUGCUCCAGAUCCCAGGGAGGAUCAUUGCGAGCACUGCUCGGAAUUCGCAGAUUGUGUCAACGGACGUUGUGAAUGUAAGGCAGGAUACACAGGCGAUGGCUACGUGUGUGAAAAUCCGUGUGACGGAGAUCAAGUAUGGAACGGUGAAGCCUGCGUUAAGCACGGGUCUAACGAAGAAUAUGAAAUAGCACCAUUCUGCACAGUUCAGGGAUGUACGUGUCCAACUGGCUACACCCUGAUCGAAUAUUCGUUUGAUCAAAUUUGUCGUUUGGUUGAAAUUCAACCCGAUGAACAACAUCUGCCAUCAUGUGAUGUAGAAAACCACUGUAGUCCACUAGCGAACUGUGAAUGGAACGAACAACAGUACCGUUACGAUUGUGUUUGUAACCCUGGCUACGAUGGAGAUGGUUACACUUGUGUGGAGAAGGAAGUAUCUUGCCUAGAUGAGGAAGACAUCUGUGAUCAGCACGCUUCGUGUAAUUACAACGUCCACUCGAAGAAAUCAGUGUGUGUCUGCAACAAUGGAUACAUCGGUGAUGGCCGCACUUGUCAUCUUGCCCCGGAAUGCUCUAUAGAUGAUGACUGUGGAAUGCAUUCAGUGUGCCAUGAGGGACUAUGCGUCUGCCAAGAUGGAUACGAGCGAGAUGUAUCGGACUUUUGUGUGCGGGCUGGAUCAUGCGGAGGUGCUUACUGUGCUGACAAUGCCAUCUGCAAGUACGAUCCUCAUCAGAACAUUCCGUAUUGCUAUUGCCCGGAAGGUUUCGUUGGAGAUGGUGUUCACCAGUGUAAAUCUAUUCCACCACCAUGCAACGUGCGCAACAAUUGUGGCCUUCAUGCCACGUGUGGACCUAACUUCAGGGAGCCAUCCAAAUAUGAAUGCACCUGUAAUCCUGGUUUCUUUGGAGAUGGAUUCGUUUGUACUCCGGAACGCAAUUGCGUCAAUAUACCAAGUCUUUGCGACCCCAACGCUCAAUGUGUCAGUACCACUUCGGGAUAUCAAUGCGCCUGCAAUCAAGGAUUUAUCGGUAAUGGCAGCGUCUGUAACACAGCUCCCCGUCUCGAGUCUGGGUUCCUCUUGAUAAGCCAAGGUGUGGCAACCGUGAAACUUCCCUUCAAUGGAGGCCGUGGUGUCCCAGUGACUAUGGCUCAGAUGGCUAUCGGUGUGGACAAGGACUGCGCCGAAGGUCGAAUCUACUUCAGUGAUAUUUCUGCUAAGCAAAUUUUCAGCUGCAAAUACGACGGAACCGACCGUAAGCCCUUCAUUACCAAAGAUAUCCUGUCACCGGAAGGUGUAGCUGUGGACUGGAUAUCUCGACGACUCUACUGGACAGAUUCAGCCAAAGAUACCAUUGAGGUUGCCAGCUUGGAAGAUCCCAACCUAAGAGCCGUAAUUGUAUCUAAGUAUCUGGUAAAUCCAAGAGGCAUCGCAGUUGAUCCUCAUCAGAGCAAAUUGUACUGGUCCGACUGGAACCGCGAAGGACCGAAAAUCGAAUGGGCGAAUCUAGAUGGUACGGAACGUCAAGUGUUGGUUAGUGGACCUCAAGUUGAACUGCCGAAUAGCAUACAGGUUGCACCGGGCACGGGCGAGCUGUGCUAUGCCGAUGCCGGUACUAAGAAAAUUGAAUGUGUAGACACCUACACCAAGCACGUGAGAACCGUUGCAAGCAACCUUACCUAUCCAUUCGGUUUGGCCGUUACUGACGAUCACUUCUAUUGGACCGACUGGACCACCAAAAAGGUAGAAUCCAUCAACGCUUACGGAGAGCGUGAGAAGGGUAUUCCAUCUCCUGUCUUUGGCAGUCACAAGAUGUACGGCAUGACGGCGGUUACCGACAAGUGUCCGCUGUUCUACAGUCCUUGUGUGGUGAACAAUGGUGACUGCACGGAGAAAAGAAUCUGUCUGUCGAACCCCCGUGCUCCAUCGGGAAGGGGCUGCAAGUGUGCGGACGACAAUAACUGUAAUGAUGUAGUUUUGGACUACUAGAAGAGGCUGGUCGAUCAUGAAGUUUAGUGCCAUAAGUGAAUUAUUGAUAAUAAUUUUACACAAAGUAUGCCUUUAAAAUGCCGUAGAGUAGUAAUAUAAGAUUGUAAAAUAAAUAAAAACAACAAAACUA